CUCAGCGCCAACGCCAGACAUUUUGGGAAAUUUUGUUUGAGUGGUGAAAAUUUAUGAUUUUAACUUAAUAUAAACCGUUUUCUGAGUAUUUUCCAGUAAAUAAGCUUACCCUCUUGCAGAGGGUUAAAAAAUCUACAAAGAAGGGUCGGAAUUUUUGCGCAAAAAUGCACCGUCGCGGAGGAAAACGCAUCCGGAUGGACGAACCGCCCCCGGAUUUCGACGAACCGAUCGAGCCACCGUACCACAGUGAGCCCCACAACGAGAGUUGGUCUUCCGGCGGAGCCGGAGAGGGUCCAUCGGAGGAACAUCACCCGGAGGAGGGUGGUUCCGCUGUUGCUGUUGCAGCUGGUCCGCAACCGACGGGGGGUGGCCGCGUCGGUCGUAUGACUCGGCUGAGGGCGCGGGGUGGAGUUCCGUUGAAGGCGCCGAUCAUCGACGAGGACGAUGACGAUAUCUUUUUCGGGGCGGGGAGGUUCGAGCAGCGGCAGGAGUUGCAGAAGAAGAGGAAGGCGCCGCGGAAGGCACGCGGGGAGGGAGGCACGCCGAAGGAGCCCAAGGAGAAGCGGGUUUAUCACGAGGCGGAUGAUCGGGUCGUGGUGACGGACCGGGAGAGCACCAUGGACGAGAACAGUUUGUACUACAUUUUGAGGCAUUCCAAGUCGGCGAUUACGGGCAUUGUGGACGAUUGGAUCGAGAGUUACAAGCUGGACAAGGAUUCGGCGCUGAUUGCGUUGAUGAACUUUUUCGUGCACGCGAGCGGUUGCAAAGGGAAGAUUACGGCGGAGAUGCAGCAGACCAUGGAGCACACGGCGAUCAUCCGGAAGAUGACGGAGGAGUUCGAUGAGGACAGCCACGAAUAUCCGCUGAUUAUGCCUGGGCAGCAGUGGAAGAAGUUCAAGAUGAAUUUCUGUGACUUUGUGCAGACGCUGGUGAAGCAGUGCCAGUACUCGAUCAUCUACGACCAGUUCCUGAUGGACAACGUCAUCUCACUGCUGACCGGUCUGUCCGAUUCGCAGGUUCGUGCGUUCCGUCACACGGCCACCCUCGCCGCGAUGAAGCUGAUGACCGCCCUCGUGGACGUUGCGCUGCUCGUGUCGGUCAACUUUGACAACGCCGCCCGCCAGUACGACGCCGAACGGUUGAAGCCCCGUGACAAGCGAGCCCCGGACCGCCUGGAAUCCCUAAUGGCCAAGCGAACCGAGCUGGAGGAGAACAUGGACGAAAUCAAGAACAUGCUCACGUACAUGUUCAAGUCGGUGUUUGUGCACCGCUAUCGGGACACGCUGCCGGAGAUUCGCGCCAUCUGCAUGUCGGAGAUCGGCAUUUGGAUGCAGAAGUUUUCGCAGAACUUCCUGGACGAUUCGUACCUCAAGUACAUCGGCUGGACGCUGCACGACAAGGUCGGUGAGGUGCGGCUGCGCUGUCUGCAGGCGCUGCUGCCGCUGUACGAGAACGAGGAGUUGAAGGGCAAGCUGGAGCUGUUUACGUCCAAGUUUAAGGACCGCAUCGUGGCGAUGACGCUGGACAAGGAGUUCGAGGCGGCCGUGCACGCGGUCAAGCUGGUGAUUAACAUUUUGAAAAUUCACCAGGACAUCCUGACGGACAAGGACUGCGAAAUCGUGUACGAGUUGGUGUACUCGUCGCACCGUGGAGUCGCGCAGGCCGCCGCCGAGUUCCUGAACGUGCGCCUGUUCUGUCUAGACGCCGACGCCCAGGUGACGUACACGAAGCGCGGCAAGAAGCGGCUCGCCAACACCCCGCUGAUCCGGGAUCUGGUGCAGUUCUUCAUCGAGUCGGAACUGCACGAACACGGAGCGUAUUUGGUCGAUUCGUUCAUCGACAGCAACCCCAUGGUCAAGGACUGGGAGUGUAUGACGGAUUUGCUGCUGGAGGAACCAGGGCCGGCGGAAGAAACCCUGGACAACAAGCAGGAAUCGACGCUGAUCGAGAUUAUGGUUAGUGCGGUGCGGCAGGCUGCCACGGGGGAACCUCCGGUGGGGCGGGGAAGCAGCCGGAAGAUGACGCUGAGCGCCAAGGAGAUUAAACAGGUCCAGGACGAUAAGCAGAAGCUCACGGAGCACUUUAUCCAGACGUUGCCACUGCUGCUGAACAAGUACAGUGCCGAUAGUGAGAAGCUGACGAAUCUGCUAGCGAUUCCGCAGUACUUUGACCUGGAAUUGUACACGACGACCAGGCAGGAGGCGAACCUGCAGGCGCUGCUGGACAAAAUGACGCACAUCAUGUCGAUCCACGUUGAUCGCGAAGUGCUGGAGACUUGCUCGAAGACAUUUGAGUUUCUAUGCACAGAGGGAAGCGCCAUCUACACCCGGUGCGACGUGGCCAGAUCAAACGUAAUCGACGAGUGCGUCAACCGCUACAAGGAAGCCAUCGACGACUAUCGAAACCUAAUCGCUGGCGAAGAAACCCCCAACGAAGACGAAAUCUACAACGUCAACAUCAGCCUCAAAAAGGUCUCGAUCCUCUACUCGUGCCACAAUCUGAACCCGUGGAACCUGUUCGACUCGCUAUACCAGGACAUCGAAGAGAGCCUUUCCGAAAACGCCGGCGACAACGGAAUCCCGCACGAAGCCCUCGUCUACUGCAUCGAGGCGUGCUUCUUCUCCAUCAACUGGGGCCUCUACUUCCUCGAAAACACCAUGGACCGAUCGGCGGCAGCCGAAGUUGACGAACUGUCCACCAACCUCAACAAAUACCUCAACGCGUGCAACGAGCUGAUGCACUACGAGGUCGCCCCCACCGUCCAGGAAGCGGCCUACAUGUCCAUCUGCGACCUGGUGGUGGUGUUCAGCGAUCAGCUCGCAACCCACCAGAACGAAAGCAUUCGCAAGUUGGUGUUUGUGCCGAGUGCGGAGCAGCAGGGCUUGCUGAACGAGUUUGUGCAGGCGAACGUGUUCUCGACCGAGCAGGAGGAAGGUCACGACGAGACGCGCAUCGAGGAGCUGCACAAGAGGAGGAACUUUUUGGCCGCGUAUUGUAAACUGAUUGUGUACAACAUUCUGCCGAUGAAGUCGGCUGCGGAUAUUUUUAAGCACUAUUUGAGGUGCUACAACGAGUACGGCGACAUCAUCAAAACAACGCUCGGCAAGACGCGCGAAAUCAACAAGGUCAACUGCGCCAUGACCAUGUGUCUCAGCCUGAUCAACAUCUUCAAGGACAUCCAGGACGCGUCGCCGGGCGGUCGCGUCUCGCGCAACUCGCAAGAAUUCGCCGACCUCAAAGAACUGGCCAAGCGAUUCGCGCUCUCGUUCGGACUGGACGCGGUCAAGAACCGGGAAGCGAUUACGGUGUUCCACCGGGCCGGGAUUCUGUUCGCGGUGACCGUUCCCGCCGACGGGUACGAAGAUCCGUCCGCUCCGCCGCCCUGCAUUGCCUUCCUGGAAGCGCUGGCCGAGCUGACCAACAAGCUGAUCAAGCAGGACAAGAAGUUGAUUCUCAGCUUCCUGGAGCGCCGCCUGAACGCGGGAAUCCCGUCCAGCCGGUCCGAGGACUGGCAGCCGCUGAUGGCGUACAAAAACUCGCUGCUCCACGGCGAAACGGACCAGCUGCCGCCGGCCACUGCCGCGAAGCGGGCCUACUCGCGCAAGAAGAAGGACUAUGACCGCGAGGACGACGAGGAGGAACACGACGACGAGGACGAUGCGGAUUACGUGGCGUAAGUUUGAGUCGGCCGCCGGAUGUGAGUAUUUUA
Culex pipiens pallens (northern house mosquito) is the source of this 3709-nucleotide messenger RNA. RefSeq names its product cohesin subunit SA-1 (gene SA1). The record is from RefSeq and is a predicted model, not a curated record. Bases 165 to 3677 code for a protein of 1170 amino acids. NCBI's taxonomy places the organism in Eukaryota, Metazoa, Arthropoda, Insecta, Diptera, Culicidae. Gene Ontology annotation, biological process: sister chromatid cohesion. Gene Ontology annotation, molecular function: chromatin binding. The transcript is spliced from 6 exons. Gene Ontology annotation, cellular component: chromatin; cohesin complex; nucleus.